UCAAACAGCAGAGGUUAAAGAUUGAUCCGCUGUAGCUUGAGAAUAUAAAAGAGGCGGAUAUUCGCCUCUUGCUCUACCUUUACUGUCUGCCACCAUGUCUUUCGCUGGAAAAUACCAGCUGGAUUCUCAGGAGAACUUUGAGCCUUUUAUGAAGGCUAUUGGCUUGUCUGAUGAGCUCAUCCAGAAAGGCAAAGAUGUUAAGAGCAUCUCCGAGAUCGAGGAGAACGGUGACACCUUCAAAGUGACGGUUACAACCGGCUCAAAUGUCAUCGUCAGCAACUUCACCAUCGGACAGGAGGCUGAACUACUGUCACCCACUGGAGAAAAAGUGAAGGGGGUAGUUCAGCGUGAAGGCAACAAGCUGAAGGUCACCCUGAAGUCCAUCCAGUCAGUCACAGAACUGUUGGAUGCGAACACGCUAGUUACUACAAUGACUGUUGGGAACAUUGUAUACAAGAGGACAAGCAAACGCAUGUAACUUUCUAUACUUGAUAAUAAAACGAGGGAGGAAAAAA
Messenger RNA from Archocentrus centrarchus (flier cichlid), 515 nucleotides. Its product is annotated as fatty acid-binding protein, liver-type. The record is from RefSeq and is a predicted model, not a curated record. The transcript has 4 exons. Gene Ontology annotation, molecular function: lipid binding. Lineage: Eukaryota; Metazoa; Chordata; Actinopteri; Cichliformes; Cichlidae. Bases 95 to 478 code for a protein of 127 amino acids.